Messenger RNA from Triticum aestivum (bread wheat), 2038 nucleotides. RefSeq lists its product as uncharacterized. The record is from RefSeq and is a predicted model, not a curated record. NCBI's taxonomy places the organism in Eukaryota, Viridiplantae, Streptophyta, Magnoliopsida, Poales, Poaceae. The transcript is spliced from 5 exons. Bases 1 to 969 code for a protein of 322 amino acids.
AUGGCGGAGAGAUACCCUCGCGACGGCGCUGCGGCGAAUGGCUUCGGCCGCCGACACCUUCAGGAGCCGGAGGCGCACCUUCUGUACGAGGCUGAGUACCCGGCGCCCCCCGACAUGCGCGUGCCAGCCUCAUGGCGACUGAGCGCCGGUGGCGUCCCGGUGCCGCCGCGGAACGAGCCGAGGUACGCGCCCGACAGCGAAACGCUGUGGACGUUGUACUUCGAGCGCUGCCGCGAGGAGCAGAUCGCCUCCGUCAACGGCGUCAUCCCCCGUGGCCGCCUCAACUCCGAAGGGUGGCGUGAAUGGUGGGGCGUCCCCGGCCGCACGCUCGACGCCGUCCUCGACCACAUCGAGACCGGCAAUGUGCCGCGGCUGGAGCACCUGACGCGGCCCUCCUUCUCUCGCCGCCGCGGUAGUUCCUGGAUCCCGCGGCCAAUGGAGCCGGGGUCGUCCUCGUCGUCGGGCUCCGGCUCGCCGGCCCUCCGCCUCGUCAUGCCCGAGCCGGAGGGGACACCUCUCGGGCGUCGCGUUCGCAGCGGCGCCCUCAUCAUCAACGAGCCCUUGCCGGCGAUAGCACCGACGAGGCACUCCCUCCGCCUGGUCCGGCCGAAGCCCGAGCCGAACGUGCUCCCCGUGAAGCCGGAGCACUCCACCAUGGUGGCCCCCGAAGACGAGUCCGCCCUAAAAUGGGCGAAGGAGGACUACGUCCGCGAGCAGGUGCGCCGCCAGCGUCGGGCGUGCCUGGAAACCCAGGCCCGUAGCCACGCCGAGGCCCGUCGCCGCGCCGAGGAGGGCGGCGUUAUCGUCAUCGAUAGCGGCGAUGAGGACGAGGCCGGGCCGUCAAGCGCUGUCGGCGACCCCGGCGAGGGUUGCAGCAGGGACCCCGGCGAGGCCUGCAGCAGGGUGCACGACGAUGACGACGACGUCGAUGGCGACUAUACCCGCUUCUACAGGCUUCUCGGCAUGUAAACGGUGCGGAGGCGAUGGCAGCGGCAGUGGCUAGGCUUUUUAGUUUGUUUUUAGGUUAUUUAGGCGUAUUUCAUACAUGUUUCCAAGUUUUUUACAAAUUUGGAUGAAAUAUGGCCGAGUUCGUGUAAAAGUCGCCGAGUUUGCAAAAAGACUGAGACGUACUUCGCUGAACCCGCGGCGACCGUGGGCGCGUGGCUGAGAGCGAACCGAGCCCCAGAAGGCCGAUCUAGCGCCGGCAUGCCCCAGACCGCUCUUUUUUGGCAUCCUGGGGCCGAACGGUUGGAGAUGCUCUUACGACCAGCCUCACUCCGUGCGUGUGCAACCGCCAGUCAACUCAGAACGUGGGGAUUGCCGAUCGUGCUGGGUUUGAACCUCGCCGAGUAUAAGAUCCCCCGAACCCUCAAAGAUGCUCACUUCCUCUCCUCUCGCCUCCCGUCGCCUCUGUCGAAUCCGGCGGCUGGAGUAGCUGCCGCCGCCUCUCAGACCGCAGGACCGUUGCCGACGUCGUCGGCACCGGACACGCCCUCUUCCGCCGAGGAAGUGUGGAGGUGGUGGUCCUGGAGGGGGCCAUCGUAGCAUCGCGCAGGAGCUUGCGAGGUGCACUGCAGAGUCCAGCGUCGGCAACCUCUGCUCGGAUCCGUUUCCUUGAGGUUGACAAACUGAAGGUCUUAUCAUCCUCCCUAACUAAUUCAUCCUCCAAGGCAGAGAAGCGUAUUGUGGAUCACAGGUAAUUCAUAUAUGCUUGCGAUGGCUCCGUAUGUGGUCUAUCCUGCAGAGGCCGGAGGACAGAGACCUUUUUAUGAUGGCUUCUACCCGGUUGGAGUGCUCGGCCAGGGACAUUUUUUACCCCCAUGGAUGGCGGUGUGACCUUCGGAUUGGACCGGCAUCACCUUAGGCCUCUUUUAUCUUUUUUCGCUACUGCUGGCGUUUUUUGCCUUUUUUUUUGACUUCUAGUACUUUGAAACUUUGGCUGUGUGCAUCUAGCUAUGCAGAGGCCGGGUGAUCUUUGAUGCGGUUGUAUCAACUCGAUAUUUCAAUUCAAUGAAAAGCCCUUUAUCGAAAAAGUCAU